Messenger RNA from Sphaerodactylus townsendi, 5980 nucleotides. RefSeq names its product leucyl and cystinyl aminopeptidase (gene LNPEP). Gene Ontology annotation, cellular component: cytoplasm. Bases 120 to 3194 code for a protein of 1024 amino acids. Gene Ontology annotation, molecular function: metalloaminopeptidase activity; zinc ion binding; peptide binding. The transcript has 18 exons. Lineage: Eukaryota; Metazoa; Chordata; Lepidosauria; Squamata; Sphaerodactylidae. The record is from RefSeq and is a predicted model, not a curated record. Gene Ontology annotation, biological process: peptide catabolic process; proteolysis.
GCCGCCCCGAGAGGAGGUGGGGAAAAAGGCUCCGGAGUGAGGAGGAGCCGCAGCGGCGGGUUCUGCUUUUCUGCGCGCGUCCCACCCGCCUUGUUUGGGCUUUCGGUGGCGGCAGGAAAAUGGAGCCCUUCCCCAGUAACGAUCGAAUUCAGUUACCUAGGAAUAUGAUUGAAAACAGCAUGUUUGAAGAAGAACCUGAUGUGGUUGAUUUAGCUAAAGAACCUUGCUUGCAUCCGCUGGAACCUGAUGAAGUGGAGUAUGAACCAAGAAGCUCUCGGCUUCUAGUACGUGGUCUUGCAGAACAUGAAAUAGAUGAAGAUGAAGAGGAUUAUGAAUCAUCAGCCAAACUUCUAGGAAUGUCAUUUAUGAAUAGAAGCACAGGCCAGCGCAAUAGCACCACAAACUACAGGCAGAGUUCUGGUGGAUCAUGCUCUGCACCAUCUGUAAGGACUACAGUGAUCUGUGCUGUUGUUCUUGUGAUUGCUGCUUCUGUAAUAAUGGCAAUCUAUCUUCUUCCUAAAUGUACCUUUACCAAAGAAGGCUGUCAAACGAAAAAACAUCCAGCAGAACUAGUAUAUCCUCUUGCAACCAAUGGACAGCGCUUUCCAUGGGUGAAGAUUAGGCUUCCAAGUGCUGUUGUGCCAGUACAUUAUGAUAUUGCGUUGCAGCCAAACCUAACCACUCUGAUGUUUUCAGGUUCUAUUCAGAUAACUGUGAAUGUCCUCGAAGUUACGUGGCAUAUUAUACUCCAUAGCUCAAGACUACAUAUUACCAAGGCAACUCUUACUCCGCUGGGUUCAAGCCAGCCAAAACCAGUUGAAUUUCUGGAAUAUCCAAUGAAUGACCAGAUUGCAAUUUUGGCCCCAGAGGCUCUGCUUGUUGGACACAACUACACUUUAAACAUGGAAUUUUACUCUAAUUUAUCUGACACUUACAGUGGUUUUUACAAAAUUGCUUACAACAGUUCAACAGAAAGGUGGCUCGCAGCAACCCAAUUUGAGCCCCUGGCAGCAAGAUCAGCUUUUCCUUGCUUUGAUGAACCAGCAUUCAAAGCCACUUUUACGGUCAAGGUCAAGAGGGAACAACAACAUUCUGCUCUGUCCAAUAUGCCAAAGAUAAAAACUACCCCAGUGACUGACGGAAUAGUUCAAGAUGAGUUCUCUGAGAGCCUGAAAAUGAGCACUUACCUAGUGGCAGUCAUUGUUGGAGACUUGGCAAAUAUCAGUAAGGAAACAAAUGGGAUUCUGGUAUCUGUCUAUUCUGUCCCACACCAGUUAGACCAGGCCGAAUAUGCCUUGGACACAGCAGUGAAGCUUCUUGAGUUUUAUCAGAAGUAUUUUGAUAUGAAAUACCCCCUCCCAAAAUUAGAUUUGGUAGCUAUUCCUGAUUUUCAGGCGGGGGCUAUGGAGAACUGGGGUUUGAUCACUUUCCGAGAAACGAUGCUCCUUUAUGAUAAUAAAACAUCUUCAGCAAUGGAUAAGAACAAAGUAACAACAGUGAUUGCUCAUGAGUUGGCACACCAGUGGUUUGGUAAUCUUGUAACUAUGGAAUGGUGGAAUGAUUUGUGGCUGAACGAAGGAUUUGCCACUUUUAUGGAAUACUUUGCCAUGAAGGAAAAUUUCCCAGAAUUAUAUAACGAUGAUUUUCUAAACCUGCGAUUUAAGACCAUGGUGAUGGAUUAUCUGAAUGCCUCUCACCCCAUCUCUCUUGCUGUCCAGUCUCAGGGAGAGAUUGAAGAAAUGUUUGAUACAGUCUCUUAUGGCAAGGGAGCUUCUCUCCUGUUGAUGCUGAAGAACUAUCUCGGUGAGAGUACCUUCACUGCUGGUAUUCAGAGUUACUUGCAUGACCACAGCUAUAAGUCCACCCGUAGUGAUUACUUAUGGGAUAGCAUAACCAAGGUCACAGGUGGAAACGUGGAUGUUAAAAAGCUUAUGAAAACAUGGACUCACCAGAAGGGAUUUCCCUUAGUGACAGUUACAACAAAAGGAAAACAGAUUUUUGUGGAGCAGCAGAGAUUUAUGCAGAAUAUGGAAUUAGAAAAUCAGACCAUACAUUCGAGUUAUUUGUGGAAUAUACCUCUUUCCUACACCACCAGCAAUGUCAGUUCUUUCUUCUCUUCAUAUGCAUAUUUACUGGCCAACCAGUCAGCUGUUAUUACACUCUCAGAUUCAGUGGCCUGGGUCAAAUUCAACAUAGAAUCGAAUGGCUACUAUAUUGUGAAAUAUGAUGAUGAUAAUUGGAAGGUUUUGAUUCAGUUACUGAAAGAUGAUUCCACUGCACUGACUUCCAGUGACAGAGCCAAUCUUAUCCAUGACAUUUUCCAUCUAGCAGGAUUAGGACUGGUACCACUGGGCAGGGCAUUUGAUCUGAUUGAGUACAUAGGGAAAGAAAACAACACUGGUCCAAUCACAGAAGCAUUGUAUCAAGUGAAUCUUAUCUACAACCUAGUUGAAAAGCGGGGAAUGCUAACGCUCGCGGCCAAAAUAGUGAAAAAAGUGGUAAACAUACUUGGAGACAAGAUAAAGAAACAAGAAUGGAUGAACAGUGGGUGCCUCUCAGAACAAGAACUGCAAUCAACUCUCCUAACCUUUGCCUGUUCCCAUAACUUGGGAAACUGCAGUGCCACAGCCGCAGCACUGUUCAUUGAGUGGAUGAACUCCAAUGGCACUAAAAGUCUGCCAGCAAAUAUUAUGAAGAUCAUAUUCACAGCUGGAGCAAAAACUGAAAUUGGCUGGCACUUCCUCUUGAAAAUGUAUUCCUCAUUGGUGUCUGAGACAGAAAAGCUCAAAGUCCUUAAAGCACUAGCCAGCACAGAUGAUGUUGGAAAGCUGCUCAGGUUGAUGCGCACAAGUCUUGAAGGAAUCCAGAUUAGAUCACAGGAUCUUUCACUCAUUUUAAGAACUGUCAGCCAGACUUUGCCAGGGCACUUACUAGCCUGGGACUUUGUCAAAGAGAAUUGGGAACAACUUAUAAGGAAAUUUCACAGUGGAUCGUUCACAAUUCGAAAUAUUGUGACUUCAACAACUUGUCAGUUCUCAACAGAGGAACAUUUGCGUGAGGUGAAGUCAUUCUUUGAGUCUCAGUCAGAGGAGACUGCUCAACUGCGAUGUGUCCAAGAAGCCAUUGAGACAAUUCAGCUGAACAUUCAGUGGAUGAACAUAAACUUGGUGAAUCUGGAAAAGCUGCUGCAGUGAUGCUUGCAGCUCAAAAUGUCCACUUGGAAUGCUGUGACUCUUACUCUUUUUUGCUUUUGCAAAAACCAGGGUUGAAAAUGGGCAAUGCAACUUUCUUUGCACUGUGAGAGGAUUUUAAGUUAGCUCAGGGUACAUUUCUGGCUCUCUUUGGAGUGGACUGGAUAUUGUUGCUUUUACAGGAGUAUUGCAUCCAUACAAAAGGGAGACUACUUUUACUAUUGUCACCCUUCCAUUUGACAUCAAGUUCCAUUUCCUAAAAUUCGGAUAAAGACUGAACAAGAGCAACAAUUCCUCUAAGAGCUGCUUUCCUUUGUAGAGCGCAGGCUGAUCCGCCUUCCAUGUAGUUUGUAGUUUCUUUCAUUGUAAAUACUGUACUUGUUGCGGAGCAUGUGAGGUUUUUUUUUAAGUAUUAUGAUUCGAAAUGGCUGCUAAAGCAUAUGUAGUGGAGGGGAAAGCUUGAAGUUAAAUGUUGGAUCUCCAUUGGGUUAUUUUCCAAAAAAUUAUUCACAUAUAGGAAAUAAUUAUUGGUGGAAAAAUUAUUAUCGAUUUCAAUAUAGCUGGAUGCUGGUGAUACUGUGCUCAAAAUAAGGCAAACAGUUCUUACAAAAAAAGUGAGAAGAGGGAGAACUUACUAUAUAACAAUAAAUGAGAUCGAUAAGACUAAGUCCUUUCUUGCAAAAAUUAUGCCUUCUUGUAGUUACUUAAGUGUAACUUUUUACUGGCGUUGAACCAAUGCUACAGAAUAUUAUACAUACAGAUAUUCUGCCUGAUUUGAGACUUUUAUUGCUGAUUUCUGACCUUUAUGUACUUUACAUCUAUCUAAAGGUCAUCAUUAACAAAAUUCGACAGCGUUAAUUUGUGCCACAGAGCUAUAGUUUUACAUGAUCCAGCUCUGAAAAUUUUACUUUUAUUCGUGUGUUCUGUGACGCAGCCAAAAUGCUAGAGCAACACUGAAACAUAAGUUUUUGUAUAGAUGACCCAAGGAAGGUUACAUUUACGAAAGGGGGUAUGCAGUGCAGUGACACUUCAGUUGUUUAAAUACAGGUUAGGCCACUAUGAAGAAAGACAUAUGUUAUAAAGGCAAAGCAAGCAUUCAGAACCAAAUCAGCUCUUUAAUGAUAAAAAUGAAGAUUAGAUUUCUUUGAGGAGCUGCAUUUUUAUCAGGCUAUCUGUCUGUCUUGAUUCAUCACGUAUACUGCAUAAUAUUUAUUAAAAUACUAGCUUUUCAUCCAUGAUGGAGGUAAGAGGUUUGCAUGCAGAUAACUGCAGAUAGUGCAGUUAGACUAAAGGGAAACCCUUUGAUGUUCUCAGAUAGUUCCAUUUUUGAAACAUUUGAGAAAAUCCAAUCUUGGUAUACGCACAGAAAAAAUGUUAUCCUCUGCUUACUCUUUGAAUGAAAAAGCAUUUUCUUGAAGGGUACACAGUUAGAAGUACUGCCGUGACCUUAGUUUGUCCACGAUUGAGUGUGAAUUGUUCUGCGUACUCUUCUGAUUUUCCUGAUUUGUACUCUGCAUUUGGCUGUUCCUUCUCCUGAUCCUCUCUUUGGUUUGUUUUGUAACAGUACCAGUGGGUAUAAACCUGUAGGACAGCUGCCCAGUUAAUUCCCUUUCUUGGGUCAUUUAACACUGUUCUACAGCAUAUUGAUGUGCUUGCUACUGGAAACAAGGAGUGUGCUUGAAUAUAAAGAACACCUGUACCUUAGAAUUAAGAAUAUAACGUUAAAGUACUGUUUUCCUAAGAACUCUUUCCAAUUAUUUAUUUAUUUUUAGUAUGGAAUUCAGAUUUUGUUAAGUGGUGGUUGCUAUUGAACCAAUUAUGUAUAUUCUUUGUUCACCCAUGCCUGGACAAGUAUCCAGUCCCCAGUAGAACUAAUCAAAUCUGUCUCACUUUCCUCCCAAAUUUCAAAUGAAAUACAGCUUUGAUUCCAACAAACUUUGAUUCUUUUAAAAUUUUCUGUUGGUUCACUAGAAGUUGGAGUGGUUGGACUGUGCUUUAUUUGUUUUUUUAAGUUCAAGCCAAAGCAGCAAUUUACAGGUAUUGGGUUAGAUUAUCUUUAAUCUGUAUUGUAGUGUUCAUUUCAGGAGGUUAAUAAUGCACUGUAGUAAUAUUCAGAGGGCUUUUCUGUAGCUUAAUACGGAUAAAUCUUGUUAAAGAAUUUUCUACAAUGUUUUAAGACACAUACAAGGCUAUUAAUGGUAUAUAUAUUUAUGGUGAAAUCUCAGUUCUGUUUAAUAUUCUUUAGCUUUGGAAACAUCUGAAAUUCUGGUCAUGUUCAAAGUUUCCAUGCUACUAGGAUGUCCUACUCAGCAGUAGCCCCUCUGUCUACAUUAGCUGUUGUCACUCCUCUAACAUCUCUAAUGUCUGAGCUUGAAAAAUUUGUCUGUGUGUUGUCAGAAUGUUUCCUUGUUUCAGCCCCCUCGUCAACCCCUUAUAUGUAGAAAUGCAUCAUAGAAAUUUUCAAGCAGUGUUUUUUCUUUAAUCAAAUCUUGAAUGUGUUUUUAAAUCUUUCUGGGUUGUGGGUUUUUGCAGGGACAGAAUUGGAAAAGGGACAAUCUUGGUUGUAUUUAAUGUAACAGUAGCAAUGAUUCAUGUGCCUUAUGGAGUAUAUUAUAAUGACUAUGAAAGGAAUAUAUUGGCAUACAAAGAAAGUCUGUAUUUUUUACGCUCUCCUUUCUCAAUUUUUGUCUUAUGUAUAGGAAGUCUUAUGUUGUUAUGAUUACUGAGUGAAUUAAACUUUUUUAGGUCAUCUUGUUGGAAUGUCUUGCAAUAAAAUCAGUUAUUAGUUC